Molecule: messenger RNA, 666 nt
Organism: Paramecium sonneborni
Lineage: Eukaryota; Ciliophora; Oligohymenophorea; Peniculida; Parameciidae
Source: the annotation of a GenBank genome assembly
AAAAAUUUUAUCAUGAAAUCAUAAAAUCCAAUUCCAAAAGUAACAAAAAAUGUUUUCAUAAUCAAUUAAAAGUAUAUAAUUCUUUUUAGAGAUAUUAGAUCAAAUAUUAUUCAAGACAAUCCUAAUCGAUAAAACACACUAAGUAAAUAAGAAAACGAUUGUGAAUUAUAAAAAUAAAUCAAGAGUGCUGAAAUUCCAUAAGAACUAGAAUGUAUAUUAAGUUUAUUUUUAGAAAAAGCUCUUAAUAAUACUGAAGAACCAUAUUAGCGAAUAACUCUAUUAUAUUAAAAGAAUAGCAUCUAAUUAUAAGAAUACUAAAAUUAAAUAGUUGAAUUAAAGGAAAGAAUUUAGGCUAUCGAAUAAAAAUUUUUUAAUUUGGAAACAACAAAUAAGAAAAAAAAAAAGAGAAGAACUGCAGCUGAAAUUGAAAAAAAUUUUGAAGUUAAGUUAGAUUCCAUUUAUUUUUUUAGUGUCCGUAUAAAGAUUGUUAGAAGUAGUAUGGAUCUGAUGUUUCUUUAAAUUUACAUAUUAAAUUUAAACACAAUAGUGGAAGCAAAACUGAACAUCAAAAAAUAAUUGUAAUAUAAUUUUUAAUUAAAGAGAUAAUUACAAGCUGGAGAACUUGAUGAAAAAGAUAUUCAAAAAAUUAAUAUAUCAACUAAAUGA